Messenger RNA from Dentiscutata erythropus, 1080 nucleotides. The record is from the annotation of a GenBank genome assembly. Lineage: Eukaryota; Fungi; Glomeromycota; Glomeromycetes; Diversisporales; Gigasporaceae.
AUGAUUUCAAAAUUAGAAGAUCCAGAAGAGUUGGAAAGCUCGUAUUUCAAAAUACAAAGCACCCUCGAACCAAAUAAUCUCGUUGAGGCAUCUAAAAUAAUUUUACAGGCAGUGAAUGCCGAACCAAUGUUAACUUAUUCUUAUUGUUUAGAAGUAUUAUUUGAGGACGACAAAGCCUUCUUUACCUUAUGUCUCAAUCCUGUUUUGUGGUUCGAUGUGUACUUGAGAAAAAAAGAUCUAAACAUUUCUGCCAAGAUUGCAAAAUCAUAUAUUACCAAUACUCGGUUAACUGUAUCUUAUGAAAAUUAUUAUAAAACUGCACCUUUUGAAGUAGAAUACAGUGAAACUGUAAACAGUUCGGCAUUUGCAUUAUGUGAAUAUGAAAGGAAAUACUGUGAUAAUUUAGACAGCAUCUGUAAAAGUAACUCAACAACUCGAGAUGUUCUUGACGAUCUUGUGGCAUGGGAACGAGAAAAUUAUUACAUAAUGUACCGACAUGAACCUAUUCGUGGCUUACAAUUUGUUUCAUGCCCUAAUGAUGAUGAGGAAACCAGUUUUAACCACUUUGACAACACGACCAUGUGGGAAACCAAACAAGCAAGAUCAGAUGAUAAAUAUAUGCAAGACCGCCAUGACCAUGUUCAUUUUAACUUUGAUGAUGCAGGUUGGGAGAGUUUUAAAAAUAUGGUUUUUGGGAAACCUAAUUUAAAGUCAUUAACUGUUCGAUGUAUGAGAUCGGCAAAUGAUAUUGUUUACCGAUCCCUUUUGUCAAUGUUAGAUGCUCGAAAUUUUCCAGAGCCUAACAAUCGUCUUAAAAACUGUUUUGAAUUGGAACGUUUUUGGUUACAAAUAGUUGAACCACAGCUGAUGGUAGAAAAUUCAACCAAACUUAUAGAAAAGUUAGAUAAUGUCAUUACAGCUCUUUCUGAAACCAAGGAUAAUGUCAAUACAAAAUUGGAUAAUGUCGUUACAACUCUUUCUGAAACCAUGGAUAAUGUCAAUGCAAAAUUGGAUAUUGUCAAUGCAAAAUUGGAUAAUGUUGUUACAGCUCUUUCUGAAACCAAUUCAAAACUAUCUUAA